AUGGACGUGGACCGAUCCAGAUCUCGUCGGGAGCGCACGUUUGUAGGCAGCGAGUGCGCCGUCUGCGAAGAACCGUUAGAACACACCCUUCGAGGCGAACGCAUCCUGCAGUUCUCCUGCGCGCACGUCUCUCACGAAGCAUGUUUCUACGAAUACAUCAAGGAAUGCGAUAGUCAGUACUGCCCAACCUGCAGUGCGCCCCUGGGCCUCGAUAGCAGCAGAGGAGGAAACCUCUUGGACCUUGAAAAAUUAAGCAACCUCGUCCGAUCCGUCUCUGUCACUGAUACUCCUGUCCACCGCAACCAUCAGACCCUUACCCCGUCCUGGGAUGUUGGCUCCCGUCCAAGUCAGCCAUCCUCAAACGAUUUCUCGGCCAGAUCGCUGAAUCGCGACAGUCAACACUCGCGGCGUCGAGACAGCAGGGAUGCAAGCAGCCAUCGCGAGAGGAUCGAGCGACUGGCUACUCCUUCGAGGAAACAACAUCAACAUGUGCGUAAUGACAGCGAAGUGACAGGAACUGCCACCUCGGGCGAUUAUUCCGACACACACCAAUCGAGCAUCGGACGAAGGCACGAUUACGAUGUCCAGGCGAUGGAAUCGGCGCUCAGUCCGCGACCGGGGAUGAUGAAGAACCCUAUCCCUGCGCCGAUAGUCACGGUGCGAAGCGAGUUUCCCACCCUCAAUCGCUCGCGACAACAGCAGUCCCUCACUUGUCUCGUCACAAUUGAAGUUCCCGAUGGAAAAUGGCAUCCGGAUCUGGAAACUCUGCGCCACGCGCCUCAUAUCCCUGCCUUGCCUCGUGAGGAACUCCAGAGUCCCCUGAAGCCGAUGCACCCCUCCAAUCAAGGCUCUAGUCGAGGACAGUACGAAGCCCAGGAGGAUUUCGAUGAAAUUGCGGAAGGUCUGCGCUCGCGCGUCGACAAUUGGCAUGGCCUUGAAUUCGACCGGUUUGGCAAGCUCAGGCUGCACGGCAGACUUAAAGUUGGAAAAGAUAGAAGAUCGUGGCAGGAGCUUGAAUGCUAUCUUUUCUCAGAGAUGCUCAUCUGUAUCAAAGAAAAGAAGCCCCCUGCUACGAGUCCCUUUGAUGAUCCAUCCACGAAGCGUAAAAACAGUCGGUGUACAUUGAAAGGCUCAAUCCUUAUCAAGAAGCACCUUAAGGAGGUGGAGACUGUUGCAGACGAAACAAUCUUGACACUAAAUCUGUCCGUCAACGAGCUACCUUGCUUCCAUCUACAGUUCCAAUGUCGCACCCAGCUCGACGUAUGGAAACGCGCCUUGUUGGAUCUGCACAACGUCGAUGCCCCCAUUCGAAAUCCGGAUUACGAUGUGGAAAACUCGGGCACAGAGGAGGAAGACUACAGAACCUUCAAAACUAAAACAAGGGUCUCUUCCACCAACUCUUCCUACGGUGCCGGAAAAUCGGCCGCCACCGCAUUGACCGAUUAUACAAAUUCUAUCCGGGACGGACGCCUCAACAGCUUCCACGUCCCGCUAGAUAUCGUCGUCGUCAUCCCUGUCUCCUCAUCCAUGCAGGGCCUGAAGAUCACGCUUUUGCGUGACACCCUGCGUUUCCUGGUGCAGUCUCUCGGCCCGCGCGAUCGCAUGGGCCUGGUAACGUUCGGCUCGAGUGGAGGCGGAGUACCGCUCGUCGGCAUGACGACGAAUGCUUGGGGUGGAUGGAAUGGCGUUCUCAAUUCAAUCCGCCCCGUUGGCCAGAAGAGUCUCCGAGCGGACCUGGUCGAAGGUGCAAAUGUGGCCAUGGACCUGCUGAUGCAGCGCAAGUCCAGUAACCCGCUUUCGUCAAUUUUGCUGAUCAGCGAUUCGUCUACGUCGGAUCCUGAAAGUGUAGAUUUUGUUAUUUCCCGCGCGGAGGCUGCGAAGGUUGGGAUUUACACGUUUGGGCUGGGGAUGACGCACAAGCCCGAUACCAUGGUCGAGUUAUCUUCCCGUACAAAGGCGUCAUAUAUGUAUGUGAAAGAUUGGAUGAUGCUGCGGGAAUGCGUCGCAGGAUGUUUGGGCUCCCUACAGACGACCUCCCACCAAAACGUCAAGUUAAAGUUACGUCUACCGGAGGGAUCUCCGGCGAGGUUUGUCAAGAUAAGCGGGGCCCUCCACACUACGAAACGUGCAACGGGCAGGGAUGCUGAAGCUGCUCUGGGUGACUUGAGAUUCGGAGACAAGAGAGACAUCCUGGUCCAGCUUGCAAUUUCGCCUGACAAUUCUUCUCCUGAACACGUUCCCCAGGAUCCUUGGGAAAGCAUUGUAUCUGGCCUCGAAGCGCUUGGAGGUCCCUUGGAUGGAGAGGAUCAGCGUGUAACGAGUAUCGAGGAGGUCCCGCUGAUCCAGGCUGAUGUCACAUACGGCGAUAUCCUGCGCGAUGGGCACCUCGCGCAUUCUCCUCGACCAUCCUUGCUCGCCAUAACUAUGCUACCUGCUUCUCAUAAACCGAAAAGUAUUGGGAGGCCUAUUACACCCCCUAUUCCCCCUCAUCCGUCCAUCGUGCAGCGGCGUAUGGAGCUGCUUACGUCUGAUAUGUUGACACGGGCCUUGACGCUGGUUUCACGCGGACAGCAAGAUCGCGCGCAUCACCUCCUCACUGAAACGAGGAGCAUCCUCAAGGGACUUGGCAAGGGCAGCCUCCCGCCCCUGCCUACAAGUGCUACGAUGAAGCCCACCUUUGAUUCAAACAGUGAGCGGUUCUCUCCCGUUCCAUCGUCGCCACGCUCUUCGGAGAUCCUCGACGGCCGCCAGUCCUCGCAUAGCUCGGAAGCAGCCACGAUAACGCCUGUCGCCGCCGCCGUUGAUUCCAGCACCAUCUCCGCCCUGGAUGCGGAUCUGGAAGCGGCCCUGGAGUGGAUCACGCAUCCGGCCGUGUUUGGACGGGAUUCGAGAAAGGCGGUGUUGCAGGCUAUUGGGGUUAUCUCGUCGCAGAGGGCGUAUACUUUCCGAACGCCGUCCGAGGCCCAGUGGGCUGAGAGGAUAUCCGGUGUCAAUCGGCUGACGGAGCGAUCGCGGGAGUGGCGCGAGGCGGGAGAUGAUUGUCUAACUGAGGAGUGA
This is a messenger RNA of Coccidioides posadasii C735 delta SOWgp, 3057 nucleotides long. RefSeq lists its product as uncharacterized. Lineage: Eukaryota; Fungi; Ascomycota; Eurotiomycetes; Onygenales; Onygenaceae. The record is from RefSeq and is a predicted model, not a curated record.